UAACUAUUUUGCGUGUGAAAACCAUCUACUAAAUAUGGAUAUUACGACAUUAAAUCAGGCAGAAGAAAUAAUUACAAACCAUCACGAGAAUAAAAACAUACUGAAAGAAAUUGAGGAAUUCGUAAUACAAUGGCCGUUUCAAUCGACAGACAGUUUUGCCUUGAUGAACAACGACAUAAACAACCUGAUCAACAAACUGAUUCAAUUAUUUUCACCAAAUCGUAAUGACAUCCAAAUCCGGAACGCUUUUCACUGUGUCGUGUUCAAUAAAAUGAACGCGUUCAUACUCAACUAUUUAAAGGAAGCAUAUUUAAAAGAAGACUCGUUGUUGUUCGAGAAGUGCAAACGAUUAUCUAUAAACAACGUUUCACUAAUGCAACUCGGAUCGAAAGAGGAAUACGCCAUUAAAUUUCCUGCCGCUGUGGUCGAAUUGUCGAUUUUAGAAGAAUACACUAGUCCCUUGCAAAAAUUGAACUGCCUGUGCAUUACUUUUGAUGUGUUGUAUGCCGAAUUGAAGUCAGUUCUGGUGUCCAUGAUCUCAAAAUAUUCAGAUAAAGAUAAUGAUAUUCCUAUAAUUAACAACGACGAAAUUUACCCGGCGUUGUUAAUGGUGAUAAUUAAAUCAAAGCCAAUGUAUUUUAUGAGCAAUUUAGAAUACAUCAAAAUCUUUGGCCCAGAUUUAUCUAAUGACCAUGUAAAAAGGCAAAUUCUAGAAACGUUCGACAAAGCUGCAAUAAAAUUGUACAACUUAGACGAGACUGCAACUCUAAAUAAGUGUUGUGACAAACUGGAGGACAGUUUGAAUCUAGCCCAAUUGAUGGGGUUUCAAGAGAAAAUACAAAAUUUUCCCAAUCAAACUGUUGACUUUUUACACGAAAAACGAAAAGAGUACAACGACCAAAUCGAAGCCAGCUUAAGUCAGCAUUUAUGUUGAUCUAAAUGGCUAAAAAUUAAUUUAUUAAAUAUAUUAAUGUUAAUAGUCUUUAGGUACAAAUUUAUGAAUGUGAUAAAACUGUAGGUUUUCCUUUGAAAUACUCUUUGUAAUUUUACAAAUAAAGUAAUAAAACAAAAAAUAA
Messenger RNA from Aethina tumida (small hive beetle), 1076 nucleotides. RefSeq lists its product as uncharacterized. Lineage: Eukaryota; Metazoa; Arthropoda; Insecta; Coleoptera; Nitidulidae. Gene Ontology annotation, molecular function: SNARE binding; guanyl-nucleotide exchange factor activity. The transcript is spliced from 6 exons. Gene Ontology annotation, cellular component: early endosome; late endosome; tubular endosome. The record is from RefSeq and is a predicted model, not a curated record. The coding region runs from base 35 to 934 and encodes 299 amino acids. Gene Ontology annotation, biological process: early endosome to late endosome transport.